UUGCAAGUUUCAAGGAGACGGCUGCGGAGGGUCACGCAUUGCAGGACGAUCAUUACGCCGUCAACACUAGCAAUUCACACAGACAUCCUACAACUUGACCGCCAGUGGGGGCGUGCCUUUGCAUGCUUUGUUGUAAUACGGCCGUGCAUAUCGCGCCGACGUAGCUAUACACACUUGUUGCUGUAGUGAGAGGAACACAAUGGCGGAGGAAUGCACUCAUCGUAUGCCGGACAUCAUAGCCCAGAAACGGGAUGGUGGUGAACUAUCCCCGGCGCAGAUCAAGUGGUUUAUAGCCAACAUGCUACACGGCAGUGACGUGGACGACAGCCAAAUAGGCGCGUUGCUGAUGGCCAUUUAUCUGAAGGGGCUCUCAAAGUCCGAGACGCUGGCCCUCACCGAGACCAUGAGAGAUAGCGGCGAGGUGUUGGACUGGCCAACCGAGUGGCAAGAGAGCUUGGUGGACAAGCACUCGACAGGCGGGAUAGGGGAUAAGGUCAGCCUGCCACUGGCCCCGGCACUCGCUGCCUGUGGCAUGAAGGUACCAAUGAUAUCCGGCAGAGGGCUCGGACACACAGGUGGAACACUGGACAAACUGGAAUCCAUCCCUGGCUACAACGUAAUGGCUUCCAAGGAAAGGAUGACAACGAUCUUGAAAGAGGUUGGCUGUUGUAUUGUAGGGCAGACGAGCAACCUCGUUCCCGCCGAUAAGAAGCUGUACGCUACGAGAGACGUGACUGCGACAGUGGGCAGUCUGCCACUCAUAACAGCGUCGAUCGUCUCCAAGAAAGCGGCCGAGAAGGUCAACUCUCUGGUCCUUGAUGUCAAAGUUGGCCGAGCUGCGCACAUGCGGACGAUUGAGGAGGGCCGAGAACUGGCCGAAUCCAUGGUCUUUGCAAGCAAUCAUCUUGGUGUUAAGGCUACGGCUUUUUUAACUGCUAUGAGCACGCCAAUCGGGAAUGCCAUAGGCAAUGCACUCGAAGUCGCUGAGGCCUUACAGUGUUUGCAGGGCGGCGGCCCCGACGACUUGAAGGAACUCGUAUGCAAACUAGGGGGACAGCUGCUUUAUAACAGUGGGAAAGUCAGCACUCCUGACGAAGGCAUCGGUGCCAUCAACGACAGCCUACAAAAUGGCUCAGCCUGUCAUAAAUUUCAGGCCAUGUUAGUGUCCCAGGGAGUGAGCAGUGAGGUCGCCGAGAGACUUUGCACAAACCGCAUGGACUCUGUGGAUGAUGCGUGGAAGGUCUUGAAACGAUCGACGUACACCACGGAGUUAAAAGCCAAACGUAGCGGUUAUGUGGAGGAUCUAGAUGCUAUGGAGCUGGGCAUGGUAACGCUGCAGAUGGGAGCAGGACGGAUCGUGGCAGGGGCUGACAUCGACCACGCCGUCGGCCUCAGGCUCUUGGUGCAAGUCGGCUCCAAAAUCCAAAAGGACGAAAGCUGGAUUUGCGUUUAUCACAACUCCGCCCUCUCAGAGGAUCAGGUGAUACGGCUGCAGUCUGCGCUGACGAUUGGACCCAACGAAGUUCCGCCGCCACCAUCUCGAAUUCACGAGAUCGUUGCCUAAUCCCGGUUGUAGUUCAAUGAGCUCGCUAUUGACUUCUUCUUUUUAAUACCGAUUUAUUGUUAAAACACACCAUGAGAUUUAGAAAUUAUUCACGGUAUGCCAGCCUACGUUUAAUUUUUCGUUUGAGCAGCUUAAUCCUCAAAGAGCCAGGAAAGUUUGUCCCUUUUUUUUACCAUUGUAGCUGAUAUUUCAGUCGUCGAGUAAAGAUUAGCGGCUUUUGAAAACAAUUCCUGCUAAUGAUUUUAUUGAUUGAUAUGCUUCAAUAACUUUGCUUUUACCUGGUAGACUGCAAUACUUGAACCAUUUUAUCUCUAACUUAGCAAACAUGCAAAGCAUAUUGAAAAUCAAGGGCAGCUUAAAAAUCCUGUCUUUGCACGCCUAAGAUGUGAAGGAGUCGAUUCUUGUUCCUACAACUUUGUGGAAAAACAGAUGAUUUUUAUGGGUAGCAGAGCCUAAAUUACUGCAGUGAAGGACAAGUGUUUAUUCAAUCAUUCUACUUUUAUUUACCGUAAAAUAAAUAUAAGUAUACACACACAAUAUGAUUGGUCUGAAAUCAUACAAAGUUGGCUUGAUGAUAGUGAUGGAAUACGCUCAACUGAUUUUGAUUAAAUUAAUGGUUUUCAAUCCACUGAAAGAUUGUUUAGAGAGCCGAAGCAAACUAUUUUUCUGAAGAAAUGUUUGCUUUUAUUCAUUUGCGAGAAGAAAGAGUAAACAAAGCUUGCAUAACAUUA
This is a messenger RNA of Acanthaster planci (crown-of-thorns starfish), 2295 nucleotides long. It is a transcript of the gene tymp, whose product is annotated as thymidine phosphorylase. NCBI's taxonomy places the organism in Eukaryota, Metazoa, Echinodermata, Asteroidea, Valvatida, Acanthasteridae. Gene Ontology annotation, biological process: pyrimidine nucleoside metabolic process; pyrimidine nucleobase metabolic process. Gene Ontology annotation, cellular component: cytosol. The record is from RefSeq and is a predicted model, not a curated record. Gene Ontology annotation, molecular function: 1,4-alpha-oligoglucan phosphorylase activity; pyrimidine-nucleoside phosphorylase activity.